Rhincodon typus (whale shark) is the source of this 2894-nucleotide messenger RNA. It is a transcript of the gene phf8, whose product is annotated as PHD finger protein 8. The annotation marks the transcript as partial. Gene Ontology annotation, molecular function: histone demethylase activity; transcription coregulator activity. Gene Ontology annotation, biological process: protein demethylation; regulation of transcription by RNA polymerase II. The transcript is spliced from 19 exons. NCBI's taxonomy places the organism in Eukaryota, Metazoa, Chordata, Chondrichthyes, Orectolobiformes, Rhincodontidae. The record is from RefSeq and is a predicted model, not a curated record.
GGGCUGUCUCUGUCGCCCCCGUGUGUCGCUGAGGGUGGGGGCUGUCUCUGUCGCCCCCGUGUGUCGCUGAGGGUGGGGGCUGUCUGUGUCACCGGCAGUGGGGGAGUGUAUCUGUCCCUGAGGGUGGGGUCUCUCUGUCUCCCUGCCCCUCCCUGGGGGAGGGGUUGUCUGUCCCUGAGUUGCUGAGGGGUGGGGGUGGGGGAGUCUUUGUCCCUGUCCUUCAGGGGACGGUGGAUCUCUCUGUCUCUCUCUCCCUGUGAGUCCUUGGGGGAGGGGACAGCCUCUGUGAGGGGUAGGGGGGGUGGUUGUCUCUGUCCCUGGCCCUGGGGGACGGGGUCAGGGAGAGGGCAGGGGCCAUGGCCUCCGUUCCUCUGUACUGUCUCUGUCGCCUCCCAUACGAUGUGACCCGCUUCAUGAUCGAGUGCGACCUGUGCCAGGACUGGUUUCACGGCAGCUGUGUUGGUGUCGAAGAGGAUGAGGCGGCAGAGAUCGAUCUGUAUCACUGUCCCAACUGUGAGGUGGUUCACGGACCCUCUGUGAUGAAGCGGAGGAAGAGUUGGCCAAGGCAGGAGAACCUGAGCACUGUGGUUAGGUCUCGGCCCGUCCAGACCGGCACUCCCACCUUCAUUAAAGAGCUCUGCAGUAGGACGUUCCCCAGUGCCGAUGAGGUUAUCCUGAGGCCCACCGGUUACCAGCUGACGGUAGAGUACCUAGAGGAGAAUUCCUUCAGUGUGCCGAUCCUUGUUGCCAGGAAGGACGGGCUGGGUAUGACUGUGCCAUCGAGUUCCUUCACCGUUAAUGAUGUGGAACGCUUUGUGGGCUCGGAGAAAGUAAUCGAUGUUAUUGAUGUGGCCCGCCAGGCAGACUGCAAGAUGAAGCUCGGUGAUUUUGUCAAGUAUUAUAAUAGCGGGAGCCGCGAGAAGGUGCUGAAUGUGAUCAGCCUGGAAUUCUCCGACACCAGGCUAUCCAAUCUGGUGGAGACCCCAAAGUUAGUGAGGAAGUUGUCCUGGGUCGAAAAUCUCUGGCCCGAGUCGUCGCUGUUUGAGCGGCCCAGUGUUCAGAAAUACUGCCUGAUGGGUGUCCAAGACAGUUACACUGACUUUCACAUCGACUUCGGAGGCACUUCUGUCUGGUAUCACGUCCUCAAGGGGGAGAAAAUCUUUUACCUGAUCAGACCGAGCUCUGCCAACCUGGCGCUGUUUGAGCACUGGAGCUCCUCCAACAACCAGAACGAGAUGUUCUUCGGUGAUCAUGUGGACAAGUGCUACACGUGCUCAGUGAAGCAAGGCCAGACUCUGUUCAUUCCCACUGGCUGGAUCCAUGCUGUCCUCACCCCUGUGGACUGUAUCGCCUUCGGUGGGAAUUUCCUCCACAGCCUGAACAUUGAAAUGCAGCUGAAGGCCUACGAGAUUGAGAAAAGGUUAAACACUGCCGACCUGUUCAAGUUCCCUAACUUUGAGACGAUUUGCUGGUACGUUGGGAAGCAUCUUCUCGAUACGUUCAGAGGUCUCCGGGAGAACCAGCGGCAUCCUGCCAACUACCUGGUACACGGUGCCAAGUCCCUGAACGUGGCCUUCCGAUCGUGGACCAAGAAGGAGGCCCUCCCCGAGCACGAGGAUGAAAUUCCUGAGACCAUUCGGACUGCACAGCUCAUCAAAGACCUCGCAAAGGAGAUUCGCCUCGUGGGCACUGUCGGGAAGCUCGGGGGUCCUUUUGGCCUCCGUCGAAGCCCCCCCAUGUCGCAGCCCCCUGGCGUGACGGAGAAGGACCCCCAGAAAAAGGGCAGCGUGUCUCGGGAGGGUGGCAGGAAGAGGGGCACGAGAGAGAAGGAGCCGGUAGGACUGCUGACUCCAGACCUCGACUUGCUGGAGAUGCACACUAAGCAGACCCUGAAGAAACUCGAAUCGCCCAAGAAGGAAAAGCGUGACGUGGCCAGCUCGCAGCUACAGCUUGAUGCCCUGGAAGGUGAACUGGCGAUGGAUGCUACCGUUGGUCUGGAUGACAAUAAGCUGCGGUUCGUACUCUCCAACGGCAAGAUCAUGAGCAACAAAGGAGCGAAGGUACCGCCCGCAGCUGGGAAGUUUGAGCCAUUGCUCGGGAUGCUGAAGGGAGUAAAACGCUGCUUCAAGGACGAGUAUGAUUAUGAUUCCGAAGACGAUCUGCAGAUCGAUGAGACUCCACGCAAGGAUCGUCGGGCCAUGGCAGCCAGCAAGAAGCUACUGAAGCUACCACGCCGGUUACCCCGGGCACAGCCCUGUAAGGACCCAACUCGCAAGAGGGAGCCAGGAGAGGUUGACUUCGACAUUGUGGAGGAUGACUCCACAGAUGAAGACUCGGUGAUUAACAUUGACAUCGGGAAUGGAGAAGGAGGAGCUGAGAGUGCAGGGGCCACUGGCUCGGCUGGCAUCCUGGACCUGCUCAAGGCCAGCAAAGAGGUUGGAGGACUGGAAUACAGUUCGCAAAGCCAGCCCCCUGCCUCCCCCAGCACACAGGAGGCUAUCCAGGGCAUGUUGUGUAUGGCCAACCUGCAGUCGACCCCAGGCUCCAGCCUGCAGGCCUGGUGGAGCAGCGGGCAGGAACGGAACGGAGGGCUCCCUCCUCCCUCCUCGGUAUCGGGUUUGGGGGGUAAGAGGGUGAGGCCGGGACAGCCCCCCAGUAACCGGAAUGCUGAGCUGCCGGGAAACCAGACCGUGCCCAGCGACGAGGACAGCUACGAUGAGCAGGAGAGUCUUGGAGCCUGCUUCAAGGAUUCCGAUUAUGUUUAUCCAUCACUCGAGUCUGACGAAGAUGACCCGGCCUCAAAGUCCCGGAAUAAGAGGAGGCGGAACAGUGAUGAUGCGCCGUGGAACCCGAAAGCCCGUGUGGCACCCACACUCCCGCGGCAAGAGAGGCCA